Phyllostomus discolor (pale spear-nosed bat) is the source of this 646-nucleotide messenger RNA. RefSeq names its product 40S ribosomal protein S2-like. Gene Ontology annotation, molecular function: structural constituent of ribosome; RNA binding. The record is from RefSeq and is a predicted model, not a curated record. Lineage: Eukaryota; Metazoa; Chordata; Mammalia; Chiroptera; Phyllostomidae. Gene Ontology annotation, cellular component: cytosolic small ribosomal subunit; ribosome. Gene Ontology annotation, biological process: translation.
AUGGCAAAGGAAUCUGAAAUCCUUGACUUUGCCCUGGGGGCAUCCCUCAAGGAUGAGGUUCUGAAGAUUAUGCGCGAGCAAAAGCAGACACGUGCAGGCCAGAGGACCUGGUUCAAGGCAUUUGUUGCCUCUGGGGACGACAAUGGACAUGCUAGUCUGAGUGUCAAGCGCUCAGAGGAAGUAGCCACUGCCGUCUGUGGGGCCUUCUUCCUGGCCAAGCUCUCCAUUGUCUCUGUGAGGCAAGGCUGCUGGGGGAACGAGAUCAGUAAGCCCCACACUGUCCCUUGUAAGGUGACCGCCCCCAGCCACCGUGGCUCUGUAUUGGUGCAGCUCACCUCCACCCUCAGGGGUACUGGCAUCAUCUUGGCUCCUGUGCCCAAGAGGCUGUUGCUGAUGGCUGGUAUCGACAACUGCUACACCUCGACCAGGGGCUACACUGCCACCCUGGGCAACUUCGCCAAGGCCACCUUCAAUGCCGUCUCUGAGAACUACAGCUCUCUCACCCCUGACCUCUGGCAAGAGGCUGUGUUCACCGAGUCUCCCUACAGGAAUUCACUGACCAUCUAGUCCAGACCCUCCCCAGAGUGUCUGUGCAGAGGACCCAGGGCACUGGGCAGGCUCCAGCCGUGGCCACCACAUAAUUUUA